Carassius carassius (crucian carp) is the source of this 1629-nucleotide messenger RNA. Its product is annotated as RNA-binding protein 25-like. Gene Ontology annotation, cellular component: spliceosomal complex. The record is from RefSeq and is a predicted model, not a curated record. NCBI's taxonomy places the organism in Eukaryota, Metazoa, Chordata, Actinopteri, Cypriniformes, Cyprinidae. Gene Ontology annotation, molecular function: mRNA binding. The coding region runs from base 152 to 403 and encodes 83 amino acids. Gene Ontology annotation, biological process: regulation of alternative mRNA splicing, via spliceosome; mRNA processing. The transcript has 4 exons.
UGAGGUCUGAGGCCUGAGUCUUGAUGGAGCAGAGGUCAUAGGGUCACGGCCUGGUGUGAACACAGAAGAGAAACGAAAACAUAUCAAGAGUCUGAUUGAGAAAAUUCCCACGGUCAAACAAGAGCUGAUUAAUUAUCCACUGGACUGGAGCAUGGUGGACACAACAUUAAUGGACAAGAGGAUCCGCCCCUGGAUCAAAAAGAAAAUCAUAGAAUAUAUUGGAGAAGAGGAAGCCACACUAGUUGACUUUGUCUGUUCAAAGGUCAUGGCCCACAGCACUCCAGAGGGAAUUCUGGAUGAUGUUGCCAUGGUACUGGAUGAGGAAGCAGAAGUGUUUAUUGUGAAAAUGUGGAGACUUCUGAUCUACGAAACAGAGGCCAUGAAAAUUGGCCUGGUGAAAUAACAUGAACUGAGAGUGAUAGAAACAAGCAGGUGAGAGGAUGAAGUGAAGCUGGCUUUGCUCUCCUGCUUUUAGAGCCUUUAAAUUAAAGUAUGGUGGAUGAACGCCACAGACUGAAGCUCUUCAACUCUUCCUAUAUACUCCAGAGGAAUAACUGCACAGCUACUGGUGUGUGUGUGUGUAAUAGGCAUGUGCCAUUUGAUCUGACUGCAUUGCCAAAACCGUGUAAAAGUCAAAAGCUUCUUUCAUGCCCAGAUUAAAUGAGGAGUAUAGUUUGGCUGUUUUCCAUUUGACUUAGUUGUUGAUUUUAUUUUCAUUAUUUUCAGUCUCAAGUUUUUAGCACAACCAAUUUAAAUCAGCUUACAUUUUUUCCUUUUAUUAUUUGAGCUUCAUUACAGGAAAGUAUGAUUUUGUUUUGUGUGUGUGCAAAUAUUAUUAUACAAAACAUUAUGUUUGAAUAAGGAUUAAAUAUCUCACUGUAAACAAGCUGAAUGAUGCCAUUACCUGUGGAGAUAUGGAAUUUUCUCCAGGUUUUGUCUGGUGGUUUUGAAUGUGGUGUAUUUUGCACAUGCCAGCGCAUCUGAAGGUUUGUUUCCAUGGUGAUUGAUUUGACUUUGAAAUAUUAAAAUGUUGCAUUUUCUAAACUAGAACCAGUACUGUUGCCACUUUUAUCUUUUUUUUUUUACUUUAAUAGUUCACAGAUCUAAAUAAUUGCUGACCACAGAAGCCGCUGAAAACAAGUUGCAUUAUGUAAUAUAUUUUUGUGACUUGAUGGUUAAUGCUUAACAGAUCAGUGCUUCUAAUGUAUUUACCAGUGAAUUGGGCAGACUAAGGCAAGUUGUCACAGGUUAACUAGAUUUUGAGUUGAAGGUCCAAUUAUUUAAAAAUGACUUUUUCUUCUAAUUUUGCUCUCUGGACAAAGAAUUUUUCAUAAAUGUUGGUACUUGCCGAUACCGAGUACCGAUACCAAUAUUUUUAUUGCAUUUGUAAUUUUUUUUUCUAUUGGGUAUAGAAACCAAAAGAGUAUGUAUAAGGUUAGAGUAUGCAUAGUUAAACUGUGUCAGAACAAAUUAAUCUUGAUAAUGUAAGAUAACUUUGAUAGAAAGGUAUGUAAUGAAUUACAAUAAACCAAAAAUUAUUCAGACAGCUGUUAGUAUGACCGUAUUUACACAACUAACAAUACUUAGUCGGGCAACCCUUAGCCUUAAUGACUGUCUGUAGUCUCCUGG